AUGCUCCAUUAUCGCGUAUCGCCAAUCUAUAUUAUGAUCAUGGGAUACAAUAUUCUUCGUUUGUGUUCUUGUGCAGGUUCAUUCGAAAUACGACUUGUUUCGUUGACAAUUGGCUCAAAAGAGGAGUUUCUUCCUGAGCUGAGAAUUUGUUUGAAGCAUUUUGAGAAAAACAUUAUCUAUAAUGGUGUAUGUACAUUCGGUGAAGUGACACUUGAUGCAGAACGGUUACGCAACGGAACGAAGAUUGAGUUCCAAUUUGGUUGGCCAGAAUCAUUUACAUUAAUAACGGAAGCAUGGAGGACAACUGGAAAUCUAAAAAAGCUAAUAUCUCAUGAUGGUUUCCAACGUGAAAGUAUUCCUUCGGGUAAAAAUUGGAUUGAAGAAACGCUUAUUGGUACAAAUGGUUUCCGAAUGAGUAUCGCUUAUAGGAUAACCUGUGCUAGUGAUUAUUAUGGACCACGAUGUCUUACAUUUUGUCAGCCGAUGUAUAGUACUGUUGGUCAUUUCCAGUGUACAUCGAAUGGAUCAUUGGCAUGUUCAGUUGGUUGGGAAGGGUCAAGUUGUGACAUUGCACGUUGCGAUAAUUGCGUCAAUGGUGCAUGCGAUCGACCUGGUUCAUGUCGCUGUAAAACCGGAUGGACUGGACCGAAUUGUGAUCAAUGUGUGAGAUAUCCAGGCUGCAAGCAUGGCACCUGCAAAUUGCCCAAUCAGUGUAUUUGCUAUGAAGGCUGGGGUGGACAUUUUUGCAACGAAGAUUUGAACUAUUGCACACGACAUCAGCCAUGUAGGAAUAAUGCAACAUGUAGGAAUACAGGACAUGGGCAGUAUACAUGUGAGUGCUCAGAUGGAUACACAGGAACGAAUUGUGAAACCCGUUUACAGAACUGUUCGCUGCAACCAUGUUUCAAUGGGGCUACUUGUGCUGAUAUGCCUGGGAAUAACUAUACUUGUAUUUGUCCAAAAGGCUUUACCGGUCGUUACUGUCAAGUUGCUGCUAACUCAUGUUCUGAUUCACCCUGUCAAAAUGGUGCUACUUGUAUGGAAAUUCGUGGAGUAUUCGGUUGCAGUUGUUUACCAGGAUGGACCGGUAGUACUUGCGAUAUCGAGAUUGGACCUUGUGACGAAAUUCGUUGUUUUAAUGGAGGAAAAUGCGUAGAAAGAAACGAUGGCUAUGACUGCCUUUGUCCGCUUGGCUUUACCGGGAAGCAUUGUGAAGAGAACUCUAAUGAGUGUGCACAAUUUAAUCCGUGCAUGAACGGCGGACGUUGCAUUGAUGAAAUAAAUAAUUACAAAUGUCAAUGCCGGGAUGGAUAUAGCGGUACAUUGUGUCAAGAUUCGGUCAGUGCUUGUUUAAAUGAGCCUUGCAUGAACGGUGGACAAUGCAUUGACGUAAAAGGUGGAGGGUACUAUUGUAAAUGUGGCAUCGGAUUUACAGGAAGCAAUUGUAAAAUUCCUGAAAUUAGAUGUGAUCGCAAUUCGUGCAGAAAUGGCGGUACCUGUGUCGAUUCAUCACAAGGAUUUUAUUGCCUCUGUCCACCGUGCUUCUAUGGUAAAAGUUGUUUGCAUCUUAAAUCGGAAUGCCGACCACUUCAACACUAUAAUCGCACAAGAACUUUUGUCGUAAAGAUUGAAAAUGAACAGCAGGCUUCAAAUGGCGGAUUAAACUUCAGAGAUCUGUUACUUACAUUGCUUUCUUCGUGUUGUAUUUUGGCAUUAAUGUUGAUUGUCGUUAUUUUUUACCGACAGAAAGUAGCGAAAAGGACGUCUUCGAUAGACCCAGCUCUCCAGAAUGACCGAAAUUCAAGAAUACUUUCAAAAUAUUCUGAACAAAAACCAUGCUUGUCCAUAUACACAAGCCCAAAUGCUGAAAUCAAUUAUUUCGAAAGAGAUCAUGCGAACAGAAUUCAAACAAUGUCUGGCAAGAAGAGAUUACCACCUUAUCCAGAUCGUGAAGAUCUUAAUUAUAGUGAGCGUUAUGCAAUCGAACCUACUGUCAACAUGAGGCUACCAUCGUUAAAAAAGGAUAUGUAUGCGGAGUGCUGUAAUAAGAUGGAUAUGCGACACUCGAAGCGUGUGCAUUCAUAUUUUCCAACACAGCCAUCUGAAGAUGGUGGUAAUCAUUAUGAGGAAAUUGAUGAUGAAUUGUCAGUACCAAAAGCGAUGUUGCAACAAACGAAUAAUAAAUCGGAAACAAUUACUACCAACCACCGGAUAGUCUCGGAUGAUACUUCUAGACAACAGCCACAAGAUGUUGUUCAUAAGGUGACCGAUAUACAAACUAAUUUAUAA
Molecule: messenger RNA, 2289 nt
Organism: Cercopithifilaria johnstoni
Lineage: Eukaryota; Metazoa; Nematoda; Chromadorea; Rhabditida; Onchocercidae
Source: the annotation of a GenBank genome assembly